This is a messenger RNA of Ananas comosus (pineapple), 994 nucleotides long. Its product is annotated as 1,4-dihydroxy-2-naphthoyl-CoA thioesterase 1. The transcript is spliced from 3 exons. Lineage: Eukaryota; Viridiplantae; Streptophyta; Magnoliopsida; Poales; Bromeliaceae. Gene Ontology annotation, biological process: phylloquinone biosynthetic process. The record is from RefSeq and is a predicted model, not a curated record. The coding region runs from base 235 to 774 and encodes 179 amino acids. Gene Ontology annotation, molecular function: 1,4-dihydroxy-2-naphthoyl-CoA thioesterase activity. Gene Ontology annotation, cellular component: peroxisome.
GUUAGGACCGGGAACGAGAACAUAGCCCGCCAUUUACGACUUCCACAACCAAAAACAGACGCUACACGACAUAACAAGGCCAUCAUCUCCUGCGCAUCGAGGCUUUCCCCAACCACAGAAAAAAAAAAGAAAAAAGAAAAAAGAAAAAAGAAAAAAACGCUUUCCCAUCCUCCACCGCUCCAAAGUGCCCCUCUUUCUGCGUGCGAGAAGAAAGAAAGAUAGAUAGAUAGAUAGAUGACGACGACCAACUCCCCCUCUUCAAAAUCAAAAGCAUCAUCAUCGACAACAGCAGCAGCGUCUUCGCCUUCUCCGCCAACAGCAGAAAAGGGAGUGGUGGAUAACGCCCUCCACGCACUCGGCUUCGAGUACACCCUCAUCUCACCGGAGAAGGUCAUAGGUCGACUCACGGUCACCCUAACAUGCUGCCAGCCUUUCAAGGUGCUGAACGGAGGGGUGUCGGCGCUGAUAGCCGAAUCGACGGCGAGUUUGGGGGGGUACGUGGCGUCCGGGUACCGAAGGGUGUUCGGGGUGCAGCUCUCCACCAACCAUAUCAAGCCGGCCAUGCUCGGCGAGCAAGUCGAAGCAGAAGCGACGCCCGUUCGGGUGGGCAGGACCAUCCAGGUAUGGGAGGUGCAGAUUCGGAAAAUAGAUCCCUCAACCUCUUCGAGCAAAGUACUUCUGUCAACAUCUCGGGUUGUUCUGUUAAGUAACAUGGAAGCUCCAAAGGAGAUGAAAGAAUACGAAGAGAAAAUCAAGAAGUAUGCAAGGUUGUAAACUAGGAGAAUCGAGUUGACUGGCUGUGAAUGUUCCGACAAAUAUACAAGCAUAAAGGUUGCCCAAAAAGAGUAGAUGCAAACUUUUACACACUCAUGCUCCACUCUCUAUUGUAUGGUUUUACUAUAUCAAAAGCUAUUCAUUUUCAGCAUUGCGAGUCAUGUAACAAAGAGGUGCUCUUUGACAAUAGCCAAUAAUCAUCCACGAAAGUUGAUUCUAA